Molecule: messenger RNA, 1467 nt
Organism: Penicillium argentinense
Lineage: Eukaryota; Fungi; Ascomycota; Eurotiomycetes; Eurotiales; Aspergillaceae
Product: fungal specific transcription factor domain-containing protein
Exons: 2
Coding region: 1-1467 (488 amino acids)
Biological process (GO): DNA-templated transcription
Molecular function (GO): zinc ion binding; DNA binding
Source: RefSeq, a predicted model, not a curated record
AUGAGGGACCGGGCUCUCAUCAAACGCCGAACCACUCGGGGAAUGACUCGGAAAUCGGGCGUGCUGUCGACGUUCCCGCUGGACAACCUGAUGACCGAGGUUCACCGACUACUGGGACCAACUUGGGUCUUGCCUCCGUACAAUAAUCUACUGCCGUCCUUUUUGAAGCCGCCGUCGCCGCAAUUGGAGCAGGGUGAUGUUGAUUAUCUCAUUCGGAAGGGGGCGUUUGAUGUCUUGGAGCCGCAUGUUGCAAGGGAGUUCUUCAAGGCUUAUAUUCGACAUGUUCAUCCGCAUGUACCGUUUCUCAAUAUAGAUCUUUUUAACGCCCUGAUUAAUGGUCAAAGAGCGGCUUCUCGAUUUGGGGGCCACAGGGAGGAGAAGGUCAGCUUGCUCCUUUUCCAGGCGGUCAUGUUUUCUGGUGCUUUCUUCGUUGAUAUGCAUUAUCUGUAUGCUGCUGGGUUCCUGUCAAGGCGGAAUGCAAUGGAAACGCUUUUUGGGAGGGCAAGGGUGUUAUAUGACCUCGAUGCCGAGGACGACAAGCUCGCCGUGAUCCAGAGCCUUCUCCUCAUGACCUACUGGUAUGACUGCCCAGAAAAACACAAAAAUGGUCGCCACUGGAUAGGAGUCUGUGUGUCACUCGCAUACAAGGCGGAGCUACAUUUGGACUAUUCGGGACAUCCAGAUUGGAAUUUCCGAAAGGUGUUAUGGUGGAGCAUCUUCACUCGCGACCGACUGAUAUCCCUCGGUUUGCAACAGCCUCCCAUCAUCAAAGAGCAACUGGAAUCAGCGGUCCCAACAAUUAAACUCGGCGAGGACGAUCUUGUCACACCAGGACUGCGACCCAACAUCGGACCAAUCUACUACGGCGAACACCACACCAAACUCGCCCAAAUAUUCGUUGAGAAAAUCAAACUUGUCUCCUGUAUCAAAGACGACUUAUUCUCCUGGAGCCAGUCCACAAAAGCCACAUCAUACGCAUCACAACCUCGAAGAUCCUGCCUCUGGCUCUCAAAGCUAGAACUGGAAGACUGGCUCCGAGAACUACCGAGCGGCAUCUCAUUCCGCUCAAUACCAUUCGUAACCAACCAGACCGACCUCCUCCUCUACUCGCACUGCGCCUGGCUCAAGAUGGUCUACCUCGAAAUCCACAGCACCCUCCACCGCCAACUCGACUUCCUCUCGGAACAGUACAGUCCCCGCCAACAACUCUCCCUCGACGCACCGGAUUGCCCUGUCCUAGUCAGCGCCAUCGAUUUCACCGCGAUAAUUCAAGAUCUCUAUGAAAAACACCUCAUCUCCUACCUUCCGACAACCAGCGUUCCCAUGAUCCUCCGCACUGGCAUCAUUCAUAUCCAGGAGGCCUUCGCUUCCUCUUCAGCAACUUGGACGAAGAUACGGAUCGGCUCUUUUUGUCGCUUCGCUGUUUGGUGCACCGAGUGGAAGCUCGGUUGUUACUGCGUCGCCUAG